This is a messenger RNA of Histoplasma capsulatum G186AR, 534 nucleotides long. RefSeq lists its product as uncharacterized. The transcript is spliced from 4 exons. Lineage: Eukaryota; Fungi; Ascomycota; Eurotiomycetes; Onygenales; Ajellomycetaceae. The record is from RefSeq and is a predicted model, not a curated record. Bases 1 to 534 code for a protein of 177 amino acids.
AUGAGCCAACACGUCGUGGUCGAGAACGGAGUACGGAGCAAUCGUGGUGCUGGUGCUGGUGGUGUUAAGCUCGGCCAACAACACACACACCAUCAAUCACCAUCACCCUCAACCAUCAAUCAUGACAACGGCAACGGCUGCGUCUUCCGUUGGACAGCAACCGCCUGCAAAUAUCGAGCUAUAGCUAAGCCCUUCUCGCGACUGUAUUUACCAACUUCCUCCUUCGUUGUCGUUGCGGAGGUCAUAUCCUCAGAGAUAAACUAUCUCCACCAGCCCAAAUCGCCGCUUGCAAAUGGCUAUGAUAUCUUUGUCAAGGAGGAUGGGGGUUUGUUUGAUGCAUGCUGUCGAUACCUAUGUCACCAUGCUGCGGUAAUGCUUUUGAUGGAAUACCGAUCUUUCGUCGUCUCCAUCAUAUCCGAUCGGUGCGGCGAACACCGACCGUGGAUACCGCAACCUGCGGUCGACAACCACCAAGACAACACAAAGACCCGACUAAACGUCGACUAUUCGACCCUAUAUCCGAUGGCUAUCUAG